AUAUGUAAACAGAGGCAGUGUCGCCGGCCAUGUCUACUGGAGCAGAACGGCUCGAGGGGACAGUGUAUUGUGAGUGUUGCUAAAUGUGCGUUUACCAACGAUCGAGAAAAGAAGCCAACUGAUUCCGAAAGGUGUUACAGGAAACAUGGGUCGUCGUCGGAGUAAACGCAAGCCACCUCCAAAACGCAAAAAUAUCGAAGCUUUAGAUACGAUGUUCAAUUGCCCUUUCUGUAAUCACGAACGUUCGUGUGAAGUAAAGAUGGAUCGAGUACGCAAUACAGGACGAAUAACAUGUAGGGUCUGUUUAGAAGAUUUUCAGACCCAGAUCACCUAUCUUUCUGAGGCAAUCGAUGUUUAUGGCGAUUGGAUCGAUGCGUGCGAAAAUGCCAAUCACUGAUGACGGAGAACAUGGAAAUAAGGAAGGGUAGCCCAAAAAAGAUCACAUUAACAUAUAAACUGGUGUAUACACAUUAUAUAUUUAUAUAUAAUAUAUACAGAUUUAUUGAACUGAUGCAAGUCGUGAGCUCUUCAGUUAGCGAAGAAUUAUGCAAAUGGUUGACUUAAUUACCGCCUAUGCUUGUGUAUAUAUUAUGCGUUGCGCGAAGAAGACUUAUAAAACCAUACCAUUGUUUGACUAAAUGCCAAAAUGUUUUAAAUAAACCAAAUGUGCAAAUUAUGUAAAUUAAAACCCA
Molecule: messenger RNA, 692 nt
Organism: Varroa destructor (honeybee mite)
Lineage: Eukaryota; Metazoa; Arthropoda; Arachnida; Mesostigmata; Varroidae
Product: transcription elongation factor 1 homolog
Biological process (GO): transcription elongation by RNA polymerase II
Cellular component (GO): transcription elongation factor complex
Molecular function (GO): RNA polymerase II complex binding
Source: RefSeq, a predicted model, not a curated record